This is a messenger RNA of Hibiscus syriacus, 969 nucleotides long. RefSeq lists its product as uncharacterized. The transcript is spliced from 3 exons. Bases 157 to 567 code for a protein of 136 amino acids. The record is from RefSeq and is a predicted model, not a curated record. Lineage: Eukaryota; Viridiplantae; Streptophyta; Magnoliopsida; Malvales; Malvaceae.
AAAUAUAACCGGAGAUUAACGGUGGAUAUUGAUUGGAAAACGUUUCCUUCAAAAGUCUACUUUGACUGCGCUAACUGCUAGAUGUCUUCUCGGAUCUCUCUGUUUGCUCUAAUCCCAGAUUCGGUUUAGCUCUCCAAAUCUUCAGAGGGUAUUGAAAUGGCGGAAACAAAGACAUUGAGAAAACCUAUUUUCACCCAGGUGGACCAACUUCGCCCGGGGACUAGUGGUCAUACACUUACUGUCAAGGUUGUCAAUACAAAGAUGGUACUGCAGAAGGGUCGUCCUGUUGGUCCCCAAGUACGUCAAAUGCGAAUUGCUGAAUGUUUGGUCGGAGACGAGACAGGAAUGAUCAUCUUUACCGCAAGAAAUGAACAAGUGGACUUAAUGAAAGAAGGUGCUACCCUAACUCUUCGCAACGCAAAAAUUGACAUGUUUAAAGGAUCGAUGAGGCUUGCAGUGGACAAAUGGGGUCGUGUUGAGGUUGCCGAACGCGCUAGUUUUACGGUGAAGGAAGAUAACAAUCUGUCACUUAUUGAAUAUGAACUGGUUAAUAUUGUUGAAGAAUGACCUCCAUAGACCCACCUCAGGACGGUCUUCGCUUUGCUUUUUAUAUCCGUGACCCGAAGAAUAAAAUCGACUCCGGAAAGAUGGUACUCUGAUCUCAUCUUUCAGAGCUCAUUGAAGUUAAGUUUUAAAUUCUACUUGAAGUUGAUUCUUGCCUACUGCAUCAAAACCAGCAGAACCUUUUGGUUGGAAACUCCAAACAGACGGUGAUGGCUGUAAAUUUUAGAGGUAAAAGUUGGUAGCUUUCGGAACAUACUUUCAUUUGUUACUUUUUUAACCGUGUUUUCGGCUUUUAGAUUAUACUAAAGAAAUUUGUAAUAAAAGUGUAUGCCUACAUACGUCAUACCAGGCCCAGUAGUUUGUGUAAUGUGUAUUUUAUCAUGUUAUAAAUUGUGUUCCAAGUAA